Molecule: messenger RNA, 360 nt
Organism: Phragmites australis (common reed)
Lineage: Eukaryota; Viridiplantae; Streptophyta; Magnoliopsida; Poales; Poaceae
Exons: 3
Coding region: 1-360 (119 amino acids)
Source: RefSeq, a predicted model, not a curated record
AUGGAGACCUGUGGCAAAAUGGUGCCCAUCCUCGCCAUCCUGGCGGCGCUCGCCGUCACCGCCGGCGCCGCGGCCGUCGACCUGCCGAAACCGAGAGGCCAGCAGGUCCACCUGUUCGAGGCCACGGUCCGCGUCCCCGACCGAGGCGCGGACGACUUGGAGGAGUACAACUACCGCCUGCUCGCAACUGUGCUCGGCAGCUUCGAGGCAGCACGGAGCGUAAUGUAUGAGACUGAACUUGGGAUAUUCAGCGCGUUCCUCACCAACAACCAGGCUCGUAGAUUAUCAAAAGUCCCAGGGGUGCUGUCAGUUAAACGAAGGGAGGACCCUGCGCUUCCGGAGACGGACGGCCAUCUCUAA